Molecule: messenger RNA, 459 nt
Organism: Ordospora pajunii
Lineage: Eukaryota; Fungi; Microsporidia; Ordosporidae
Product: putative SGT1 protein
Exons: 1
Coding region: 1-459 (152 amino acids)
Molecular function (GO): protein-folding chaperone binding
Source: RefSeq, a predicted model, not a curated record
AUGAUGCACAAAGCAUGCGAGUUCACAGAAACAAACGAGACCGUGUCAAUCAUGAUAAACAGAGAUGUUGUCUCGGAAACGACUAUCAAUCCGCAUAUCGAAGGGCCAAGAAGAUUGGUGCUGUGCGACGGCCUUGCAGUCGAUCUGUUAGGGGAUGUCAGCCCAGAGGUACUGCUGUGUACAUCAGGGCCAAGAAUAGAAGUGCGCUUGAGGAAAAUGGAGUGCAAGAUAUGGAUGGAAUGCACAGGCGAUGCAAAGAUGGCUGGUGCAGACAGUUGGGUGUCUGACGAUGAAUCUGAGCAGACAGAGUCGUUGCUUGACUUGCUGAGCAGGAUAUACAAACGAUCAGGAGAUAAUGUUCGUAGGGCAAUGGAGAAGUCGUUCUAUGAGUCGGAAGGCACUGUGUUGAGCACCGACUGGGAUCAGGUCAAGCAGAAAAAGGUUGCGCGUGAGGAAUAA